Erinaceus europaeus (western European hedgehog) is the source of this 1225-nucleotide messenger RNA. RefSeq names its product Purkinje cell protein 4 like 1 (gene PCP4L1). The coding region runs from base 169 to 375 and encodes 68 amino acids. The record is from RefSeq and is a predicted model, not a curated record. The transcript has 3 exons. Lineage: Eukaryota; Metazoa; Chordata; Mammalia; Eulipotyphla; Erinaceidae.
AGGCCGGACCUGCGGCGCACGGAGCGGCUGUACCCGGACAGGGUCUGAAGGAGCAGUGGGUGGUGCGGCCCAGGUACCGGUGCUUGCUCGCAGCACUGACUCCACGCGGGCUGCCCCUGCGCUCUGCCCUGCCUUGCCAGAAGCUGCUGCACCCCGUCAGCCGCCGAGAUGAGCGAGCUCAACACCAAGACAGCCCCAGCCACCAACCAGGCCUCCAGCCCAGAUGAGAAGGGGAAAGCAGGCAACACCAAGAAGGCAGAAGAGGAGGAGGAGAUUGACAUUGACCUCACAGCCCCGGAGACAGAGAAGGCUGCCCUGGCCAUUCAGGGCAAGUUUCGGAGGUUCCAGAAAAGGAAAAAGGACCCUAGCUCCUAAGCGUCCAGCCACCCCUCCCCCCAGGUUCCCUCUCCCCAUCUCCUCCUUGACAUCUUAUUCUCUCUGUCCCUCCAGCUUCCCUUUGGGUCAAGUCCAACCCUUCUCUGUUAUGUUCUUUGGCCUCCAAGUUCUCCUCAAAGCAGCAAGGGUACUGUGAAAGUGGGAGAGAUAGUAGUUUCCUGGUGCCUGGGGUGAGGUUGAUGGGAUCCCUGAGAAUGUGUGUGUUGGGGGGUGGGGGGAGCUCUCAGAGUGAGAUGUUCAUGGAUGAGAUCUCAGGAGACACAUACUCCCUCUCCCCUUCAUUUGCUUCACUCUUGCACUACCACUCCAUCUUCACUGAUGAACUCUGCCCCUGCCCCUCCCUGUGGGGUUCAGAGCCCCCCAGUGUCCCUUUUGGGCAUUACUUCCCCCCAACCCCCCAAUCCAGCAGCUACCAUGUUAGUGCAUGCCACUAGAGCAGUUCCAAGGACAGGAGAGGUAAGACCCAAGUGUCCCUGCUCCUGUGGUCUGGGACCAUGAGGGGCAGAGGGUGGGGGAGAGGUGUGAGGGACCACAGGCAGGGAGGGAAACAGAUUUGGGGAUGGGGAGUGAACAGGUGAUUGCCCCCGACAUGCAUUACUGCUAGUGAAAUUGCGUUUUAGGAGGUUCUUGGGGCUUCGCUGAGCAGCUUGCCCCCAGCCCCGUCCCAUCUCCAGUCUGGCUGCAUCCCUUUCCCAUCCCAGGUCACACCAACUAGGUGACCCCCAUAGUUAGCACCAGCCCCACCCUGGGAAGCCAGGACUGAGUGGGCUCAUGGCUCUUAUGUGACUUUAGCAUGUUGAAUGAUAAUAAAACAAAAUUUUCAAAAGCC